GUCCCCCAAAAAUUUAUUUAAUGCUCUAAAAUAAUAAUUAUAACGAACUCUAAUUGGCUAGCAGUGAUGACGAAAUUUGAAAAUAUUUCGAUUACGAUGUAACUGACGUAAUCGGAAACACGUGCGCGAUUGGAACAGCGGGGAGAAUUAUGAAAAAAAGAACACGAAGAAGAACGAUAAUGUAUUCUUUUACCUAUUCGAAGAAGUAUAGCGAAGGUCAGUCAUUGUUAUCGAUGCGUUUCCCUCAGAAAUUAUGGAAGAUCGUCAACGAGUGCCAGACGGGUGCCAUCAACUGGAGCCAUCAGGGCGAUUCCAUCAUCCUGGAUUACCCGAAAUUUCAGGAGGAAUAUCUGGAGAGCAACGUCGACAUUUUUAAAACUAGCAACAUAACUAGUUUCAUCCGGCAGCUCAAUCUUUACGGUUUCCGCAAGGUAAACCACUACAACAGGGAGUCCACCAAGAGGUUGGGCCAACAGGAUUUUCACGAAUUUCGAAACGAGUGGUUCCUGCGUGGACGUCACGACCUCCUGUCCAAGGUCUCGAGGAAGCCCUCCAAUAUCAAGUCUAGAUUGAGUUAUAAGAAGAGGAGUGGUAACACUUCCAGGAUUGCCAAGUGCCAGAUGGCUCUUCAAGCGGCUUUGCACCGUCAGCACAUCCUUCUGCAGAAUAAAUACGGUCGGCCUUCCACUAGAAUUUCGGCUUCGAAGAGCGCCGAGACCCACAAGAAGCCGAGCACCCACUACUGGUGGAACGUUCGAGGAAAUGGCCAGAAUGGCAUCCAGCGGCGCCCUCAGGAAGUACCGCAAAUGAAAGAGGAACCUGAAGAGAGUGUUAACUGGGAAGAAGAAAAGGUCAUAGACAUCUUGAGUCCGGAAGAAAUAAAAGCUUCCGGAAGUUCAACAGAUUCCGUCACAGACGUAAACCAUCUUCUCGAUCCAAACAUUUCGCCGCUGGUCUAUCACUCCUGCGAGUCUGAGCUGACUAAUUUGGAAGAGUCGUUCGCACUGGAAUCAGUUUUCAGCCACAUGGAUAAAACUCUGAGCGAAAAGAUUUAUCACUUUCUGAUGACGGAAGAAGAAAACAAGCAAUACAGACCUAACGACAUAGAAUUCUUCAAGACCAAGCGGUCCUCUCCGUCUAGGGCACCCCUUGCAGUGAUCGACCAAAAUACUUGUUACACAUCAAUUCCGAACGCAAUCCAUUCCUGUUCGCACCAUUUUCCCAAUGCAACCAACUGGGAAAUGAUGCCGACCAGAAGCGAAAACAUGGUGGAGCAAUACAUUCUGAAUCCCGUCAUGGAUGCCCCGCUCUACGAUUUCGAAAUCUACGACAACCGCCCUUACCUUCAGUUAUUUCCAAUAGAAUAAAAUAGUUUAUUUUAUAUAUUGAUAUAUAAAUGUUGCAAGUUGCCUGCAUGUAUUAUAUUGUUAACAUAUAUACAAAUAUUUAUUUAUUUUAUGAAUUUCUAUAUUGGAAAUUACGGACGAUCUCGUACGUCAAAUGCAUUCAUUUGUGCUCGCGAGCGACGUUAUAAAUAUAAUCAAAGAUAUUUAUUUAUAUAUUGUAUAUCUACAAAAUGUUAUAUUGUAAAUAAUUAUUAUUCAUAUUGUA
This is a messenger RNA of Centruroides sculpturatus (bark scorpion), 1611 nucleotides long. Its product is annotated as heat stress transcription factor C-1-like. The transcript has 2 exons. Lineage: Eukaryota; Metazoa; Arthropoda; Arachnida; Scorpiones; Buthidae. Gene Ontology annotation, biological process: regulation of DNA-templated transcription. Gene Ontology annotation, molecular function: sequence-specific DNA binding; DNA-binding transcription factor activity. The coding region runs from base 150 to 1367 and encodes 405 amino acids. The record is from RefSeq and is a predicted model, not a curated record.